CCAAUACACGUGCAAAUAAAAUAGAUUAAAAUGAAAGACAAACCGGAAAAAAGGGAAUCGAUUGCUAUAUAAGCGCGCACUUUCCGCAAAGAAUUAUACUUCAUCGCAGAGACAAGUUUCGCAGACAUGAAAGGCUUUAGCUUAAUUGCCCUCUUUGGAAUAGUUACACUCGUUGUGAGCCCAAUGGCUUUGGCAAAUAAUGGGGAUCCCAGCACGCCAGAGCCCCCUCAAGUGGAUCCGAUUGAAUCAACAGAGCGACCUAUUUCGGAUGAAUCAACGGCAGAAGACUCCACUCCAGCGAUUGAAACCACCACAGAAGAGCCCACAACCGAAGAUUCAACCACAGAGGAGCCAACCACGACACAGAUACCACCAGUUCUUUGUGACGAAAAUGAAAAUUUCCUUCCGGCGUCCGACUGUCGCGAAUAUCACCAAUGCCUCAAUGGCGUGGGAGUCCUUAAAAGGUGUCCCGAGAACCUCUAUUGGGAUCCCACUUUGAAUGUGUGUGGCUGGAGUACUCAGUAUUGCAUCAGCGGGGAAAUCACUACGACUACAUCAGCACCGGGCGGUUUGUCCUGUGCAUCUGGAGUCCCAUAUCUGCCCUAUCUUCCCGAUUGCAACAAAUACAUCCAGUGUGUCUACAAUAUAGGAUUCAAGCAAAGCUGCCCACCUGGACUAUACUGGAACCAACCUCUCGAACGCUGUGACUACACCUGUGACAGCAGUGUCUAGACUCUACUCUGUCGUAAAAGGGUGCAAUGUACGCCUUAUUUAGGAAGCAAUUUUAACAACAAAAAAAAAAUUAAAAAAUAAACGCAAUAUUGCAACACAAAA
Messenger RNA from Drosophila ananassae, 834 nucleotides. Its product is annotated as peritrophin-1. Gene Ontology annotation, cellular component: extracellular region. Lineage: Eukaryota; Metazoa; Arthropoda; Insecta; Diptera; Drosophilidae. The transcript has 2 exons. The coding region runs from base 127 to 732 and encodes 201 amino acids. The record is from RefSeq and is a predicted model, not a curated record. Gene Ontology annotation, molecular function: chitin binding.